AAUAAGCCACGGUGAGCGCAGCCUGCAUGCGUGCGGGCGUGAGCUGGCCGCGUCGUGUCCGUGGCAGGUGUCCCUGUGUGUGUCUAGGCAUAGUCUGGUUAAUGUACGACUUGUCGGAUGGUGUGGCCAUAGUCCGUGUAUAGUCCGGCUAAUUUACAGGCUAUGUGUGUGCGUGAGUGUGUGUGUCUGUUAGCUAGAUAGCCGAGGAUGUGACCGCGUUGCUCGCACUGGAAACGGCCGUGUUGUUCGCGUUGGAGCGCGACGGGUGCGCUGGCUGGGAGUGCGAGACGUGGAGAGCGAGUCUCGUGGUGGAGUUCGUGGCUCCAUGCACGAGGGCGGACAACUCGGUAAGAGAACGCGUACGAUGCGCGUAGAGCUCGCUGGAGUUGGUUUCAUAGGCGUUGCGUCUCUAUAAGGCUAUAAGUGAUGAUGUACUGCUCUUGUGUGUGGUGUGGGUUGAGUUCGAGCUUAAAGAAAAACGUUGUUGUUGCGGCGGGCGUUCGUGCGCCAAGGAAAACCACCGUGUCCUGUUCCUUCUUCUUCCCUCCUUCUUCCUCCUCGGUACGAGCCAGAGAGAGAGAAGUGUGCAGAGAGACAAAGAGAGGUAGAGCUAGGGCAAGGGCUAGACCCCCACAAUUGGUAUUCAGAGCUUCGGUUCAGGAGAUCACCGGGGACCAUGGCGCUCGUCCCACACGGCAGCGGUGCGAGCGGAUCGGUGUCGAUGGCGAUGCCGAUGCUCACGCCGGACAACUACAAGGUGUGGGUGAUCAAGGCACAUGCGAUUCUCGAUGUCCACACCGUGUGGGAGGCGGUGACGCCGGGCGACGCAGCGGUGAACGCCAAGAAGGACAAGGCGCGGCGCGCGAUGCUCCUUGGAGCGCUGCCCGAGGACGUGAUGCUGCAGGUGGCGACGAAGCUCACCGCCAAGGAGGUAUGGGACUCCUUGAAGGUGAGGUUCGUCGGCGCCAAUCGUGUCCGCGCGGCGAGGUUGGGACGCUGCGCGGGAACUUUGACCGUCUGAAGAUGGCGGACGGCGAGGCGCUGGACGCGUACGCCGGGAGGCUGGCAGGGAUAACGGCGCGGUCCGCGAGCCUAGGGGAGACGCUCGGCGACGCGGUGCUCGUGAAGAAGCUGCAGGACACCGUCCCGGAUCGGUUCUUCCCCGUCGUCGCCGGCAUCGAGCAGUUAUGUGACACGGCGACCAUGGCAUUCGACGAGGCGCUCGGGCGGCUGCGUGCGUUCGACGAGCGGGUUCGGCGUCGUGGACAAGACGACGGCGAGCGCGGGGCUGAGCAGCUGCUCAUGACGGCGGCGCAGUGGGCAGCGCAGGAGCGUCGACAUGGCGGUGCUCGGGACGACGACGACGGCAAGAGCGUGGCGUCGAGCAACGGCGGGAACCGCUCUGGACGCUGCUACAAGUGCGGCGUGCGCGGCCACUUCAAGAGGGACUGCCCCAAGCUGCGGAGGGAGCCGGCGGCGGAACGCGCGCUGCUGGCGGACGCCGUCGAAGUCAAGGACGACGAUCUCCUCUGAGCCAUGGCUUAGGGGGUGAGUGUUGGCAAUAAGCCACGGUGAGCGCAGCCUGCAUGCGUGCGGGCGUGAGCUGGCCGCGUCGUGUCCGUGGCAGGUGUCCCUGUGUGUGUCUAGGCAUAGUCUGGUUAAUGUACGACUUGUCGGAUGGUGUGGCCAUAGUCCGUGUAUAGUCCGGCUAAUUUACAGGCUAUGUGUGUGCGUGAGUGUGUGUGUCUGUUAGCUAGAUAGCCGAGGAUGUGACCGCGUUGCUCGCACUGGAAACGGCCGUGUUGUUCGCGUUGGAGCGCGACGGGUGCGCUGGCUGGGAGUGCGAGACGUGGAGAGCGAGUCUCGUGGUGGAGUUCGUGGCUCCAUGCACGAGGGCGGACAACUCGGUAAGAGAACGCGUACGAUGCGCGUAGAGCUCGCUGGAGUUGGUUUCACAGGCGUUGCGUCUCUAUAAGGCUAUAAGUGAUGAUGUACUGCUCUUGUGUGUGGUGUGGGUUGAGUUCGAGCUUAAAGAAAAACGUUGUUGUUGCGGCGGGCGUUCGUGCGCCAAGGAAAA
Messenger RNA from Hordeum vulgare subsp. vulgare (domesticated barley), 2077 nucleotides. RefSeq lists its product as uncharacterized. NCBI's taxonomy places the organism in Eukaryota, Viridiplantae, Streptophyta, Magnoliopsida, Poales, Poaceae. The coding region runs from base 427 to 1533 and encodes 368 amino acids. The transcript has a single exon. The record is from RefSeq and is a predicted model, not a curated record. Gene Ontology annotation, molecular function: nucleic acid binding; zinc ion binding.